UGUCGUGCUGUCGGAGGAUAUCUUCGAGUCUGGUGACUGCAGCAGUCGACAUGUCUCGUGCUCUGGUGUUCUCUACUGUGGUGGCAGUCCUGCUGGGACUGGCCAGCGCCGGGUACCUGGGUGGCUACAGCGGUACCGGCGGCUACAACAGCGGGUACGGCGGGUACAGCGGUGUCGGAGGCUACGGCGGCUACGGAGGCUACGGCGGCCAGGGAGUAUUCGGCAGCGGAAGGAGCUACGACGGAUACAACAGGCACGCUGGUCUCGGCGGCAACGGCGGGUUGGGAAGCUACGGCACCGGCUACGGAGCGUACGGCAACGGCUACGAAGGUUACGGGGGCUACGGUGGUUAUGGCAAGGGUUACAGCGGCCUCGCAGGCUACGGUGGCACUGGAGCGUACGGCAAUGGCUACGAAGGAUACGGGGGCUACGGCAGUUACGGUAAGGGCUACGGCGGCCUCGCAGGCUACGGCAAGGGCUACAGCGGCGCUGGAGUGCACGGCAGUGGAAACGGUGACCAAACCUACUGGGGAUGAAGAACUCAACGGCUCUACAUUCUCGACCUUUAUACGCUGGAACCCAAUAAACAAGGAAACGUCGAUGAACUUCAACAACUAGCAGCAUUUCUCAAGUCUAUUCUUAUAACUAAAAUAUUAACUGUAUUUUCAAAUAAAAAAUUAGUUAUUUUAAUAAAGUAAAUUUUAU
This is a messenger RNA of Bacillus rossius redtenbacheri, 705 nucleotides long. RefSeq names its product keratin-associated protein 19-2-like. Lineage: Eukaryota; Metazoa; Arthropoda; Insecta; Phasmatodea; Bacillidae. The coding region runs from base 51 to 536 and encodes 161 amino acids. The transcript has 2 exons. The record is from RefSeq and is a predicted model, not a curated record.